Messenger RNA from Nilaparvata lugens (brown planthopper), 1321 nucleotides. RefSeq lists its product as uncharacterized. The record is from RefSeq and is a predicted model, not a curated record. Bases 120 to 956 code for a protein of 278 amino acids. The transcript is spliced from 2 exons. Lineage: Eukaryota; Metazoa; Arthropoda; Insecta; Hemiptera; Delphacidae.
CACACACACACACACACACACACACACAGUCAUUUUAUUCUAUACAAUUAUUUCAUUCUAUAUGUUUGUUUUUCAGCCUGGUUGAGUCGAUAGCGCACGACAAGGAGGUGGAGGUGGAAAUGGCAAGUGAGGAAUGGUGCGUGGUUGACAGCAGCGAAUCGCCGCCGGCAAAACGUGUGCACUUUUCCACAGCGUGCGAUACGCCAAAACGUGGCGGUCGGGGCCACGGCAUUUAUUUUGCCGAUCAACGACGCGUCAUCGCUCAGGGCAGAGGCCGCCAAAUUGAUGUGGCUGGUGUGAGCGCGGACUCAUCAUUGCAACAGUCCAGUCGCAAUAGUGGUCAGCAAGCUGAAGCAUCAUCAUCAUCACUGAUUCUGCUAGACGUGACAAACUCAUCGCAACCGAGGAUCGUGAACGCUACUGCUACUAACAUCGACAACGAAGUUGAAAACAUUGACCCGCAGGAAACAAGCUCUUCAAAGCGAUAUGAUAUAAACAUAAUGUCAAUGGCUAUGGAUGCGCCACUGUUGUUCUAUUUGCUGAAUGGUAACGAUGCGUGUAGUAUUAUUAAAAGAAUAAUUGAUCUUUUGUGUACGCUUAAAGCGAUGUGUGUAAAACGUGUUGAUAUUGAAAAAUGCUUUCUAGUUGGCUUAUGUAAAAAAACAUUUUUCAGCGAUGUUGUUGUUGUUGUUGAUGAUGAUGAUGAUGAUAGUAGGUUUCAUUUAAGUAUAUGUUCAUAUAAAACUUUAAAAGAUGCAAGCAGCGUAUUUGAUGUAGUAGAUACUUGUAUCUGUGCUCAAUUUUCUAUGCAACUAAACAUACUUUACUCGCAAAUUAAAUCAAUAGACUUUAAUGUAGCUGAUGUUGAUGAAGAUGAUGAUGAUGAUGAUAAGAAGAAAGAAAAGAUAUUAAUUUAUAUUUUAGAUUAUUGCAUGUCAAUGGCUAAUCUUAAUUAAUGCGUGUGACGCUGGUGCUAUACUGUAUUAUGUGAAAGACACACGCUUUGUAAUAAUUUACAAUUUUUUAUAAUAUUAACACUGUCAACUUUGUCUAUGUAUUAUCACUAGAUUUGUCGCCACUUACCUUACUGCAGCUGCUGUCAACUUUGUAUGUAUAUUUUCACCUUUUAUGUAUGCAGCUGUCAACUAAUGUAUGUAUUUUCAACUUUUUAUGUAUUGUCAACUUUGUAAGAUACACUUGUUUUAGCUGCUGCUGCUAAAUUUGUAUGUAUCUAGUAUUUUUAAUAAACUGUGAACAUUGUAUGUGCGUGUUUUCUUCAUUCAUAAUCCGCUUGUAGUAUACACACACACACACACACACA